This is a messenger RNA of Closterium sp. NIES-65, 4038 nucleotides long. Lineage: Eukaryota; Viridiplantae; Streptophyta; Zygnematophyceae; Desmidiales; Closteriaceae. The record is from the annotation of a GenBank genome assembly.
AUGAUCCGAGCAAUUGAUAAGGCCGCCAUUCACCGCAUAUGCUCGGGACAGGUGGUGCUGGACGUGGCAGGGGCGGUGAAGGAGGUUGUGCUGGACGUGGCAGGCGCGGUGAAGGAGCUGGUGGAGAACAGCUUGGACGCGGGGGCGACGAGCGUGGAGGUGCGCCUCAAGGACUUCGGCGCAGAGCUCAUCGAGGUGGCCGACAACGGCUGUGGGGUCGCGCCCCCCAACUGGCAGGUGACGCCUUGGACUGGACUGCCCAAGGUUUCCUUAACGGUGGCCAAGGGGCGUUGCAUUCGGUCACGAGGCGUUGAGGGCGGUCAAGGGGCGUUGAGGUGGGAGCAGAGCGAGUGUGGCAUGACGGGUGACAGCUGUGUUCCAGCCACUCCACCUGCCCUCCCCCAUCUCUUCCCCCAUCUCUCCCCACCGCGCACCACUGCAGAUGCUGCCCCUCAAGCACUGACCCUCAAGUACCACACGUCCAAGAUCGCACACUUCUCCGACCUCCAAUCGCUCUCCUCCUUCGGCUUCCGAGGGGAAGCCCUCUCCUCCCUCUGCGCCCUUGCUGACGUCACCAUCACCACACGCACCGCGAACGAGCCAAUCGCGAUGCGCCUGGUGUUCGACCAUGGGGGAAAGCUCCUGCCCGGGCCUCGGGAACAGGUCGCCCGGGCAGUCGGAACGACGGUCAGCGUGGCGAAGAUUUUCUCGCCGCUGCCCGUGCGGCGGCGGGAGUUUGAGCGGAACGUGCGGCGCGAGUUUGCGAAGCUGGUGAGCGUCUUGCAGGCGUACUGCGUGGUGUCCACACACGCGCGCAUCCUCUGCACCAAUCAGAGCGGGCGCAGCAGCGCGCGCACCACUGUGGUGCAGACAGCUGGCACGGGGUCGAUGCGCGAGAACAUCAUCGCUGUGUUUGGCGCCAAGGCUGCUGCGGGCCUCGACCCUGUCGACAUCUCCUUCCCCCUCUCCCCUGCUUCCGCCGCUGCUGCCCCUCCUGCUCCUGCUACUCCUUCUCCCGCUGCUACUGGCACAGCUGCCACUACCCCUGCGCAGCUACCACCCUCCUGCUGCACAGUAACCGGGUUUCUAUCAAGGCCAGGAGCGGGCAGUGGCAGGUCGGCGGGAGAUCGGCAGUUCUUCUUCCUCAACGGCCGCCCGGUGGACCUGCCGCGCCUCUCCAAGCUGCUCAACGAGCUCUACCGCUCCUUCAACUCCCUGCAGUUCCCCGCCGCUUUCCUAAACGUUUCGCUUAGCGCGGACGCUUAUGACGUGAACGUGACCCCGGAUAAGCGCAAGGUGUUUUUGCACUCGGAGGCGGCGCUGCUGUCGGGGCUGAGGGCGGCGUUGUCAGAAUUUUAUUCUCCGGAUAGAUAUGUCUACCGAGCCGCGCCGGCCGGUUCGGUGGGGAAGGCGAUUGAGGAACGGAUGGAGGAGGCAGAAGGGGAGGGGGACAGAGGGCAACCUCCACAUCAGUUUGAUCGCGGAAAGGGAAGAGGGAAGGCAACGCGAGGGGGAGCAGUGGAGGAAGCAGCACAUGAGGAAGCAGCACAUGAGGCGGCAGCACAUGAGGAAGCAGCACAUGAGGCGGCAGUCGGGGGGUUGGCAAGGGGAACAGGGGAAGCAGCUGGAGGGCGAGGAGAAGCCCGCAAGGCAGCAGCAGGGUCAGGAGGAAAAGGAGUCACAGCAGGUGGUGCAGCAGGGGCAGCAGGAGGGGGUGCUGGCACGCUGCAGUGGAGCGAGAGCAAGGCAGCCGCCAUGCGCCGACUGCUGCUGCUCAUGAGCCCCCAGGGCAAAGGCAAGGCCAAGGGCAAGGCCUUGGGUCUGGGUAUGGGUGUGGGUGGGGGUGGGGGUGUGCACGUGGGUAUGAGCGAGGACAGAGGCAAGGAUGUGACGUUCGGUGGUGGCACAGCGGACAGGAGGUCGCUGUCUCGGGGGGCAGUGAGUGGUGGGGAGCAGGCACGUGCUUGGCAGGGGUAUGAGACGCGACACAUGACAGGUGCUGAGCGGGAGAGAGACCGGCAGAGGGCGCAGCAAGAGGAGGAAGAGGAAGCAGAAGCGGAAGAGGAAGAGCAAGUGGAAGCGGAAGAGCCAGAGAAAGAAGAGGAGGAAGAGGAGGAAGAGGAGGAAGUGGAGGAAGAGGAGGAAGAGGAGAGGGAGAGUAAGGGAGGCAAUGUGGGCAGAAGGAAUGGCAGCAGCAGGGCAGUGAGGGGAGGAGGACAGCGUUCCAUGGGGGGGGUUGCUACUCAGGCGCAGGGGAUGGGCAGGGAGAGGAUCGGGAGGGGAAGGUUGCGGGGAGAGAGCAGUGAAGGGGUGGAAAGGGCGCAGGGAGGUGCGGAUGGGAGACAGGUGGGUCUUGAUGCUUGGCUGGGAAAGGGGGUUGGGGGGGGACGAGGGGGAAGGGGAAGCGAGGGAGGCAAGAUGGGCGAAGUGGAUGGGGGGAGUGUGAGGGGGAGAGCUGGGGAUGGCUGGGCGGGGCAGGGUGGCAUGGAGCUGGUAGGGAAAUUAGUGGAGAGAGAGGAGGAUGAGGAUAGUGAGGAGGUAAGGGAAGUGGGGCAGGUAGAAGGGGAAGGAGGGGGAAUGCCAGCAGAAAAAGGCGAGAAUCACGAUGCAGGAACGAAUGAUGCUGCUCAAUGUGGUGGGGUUCAUGCUGGCUUACAGGAGGCAACCCGGGAUGAGUGGGCAGGAAAAAAUGUUCUGGAUCUGCCCCUAAUGACGCAAGAGAUGACUCAGGCUGACCUGCCCGAACUUGUGGGCUCACAACUGCUGCCCGGCACCCAGUUGGCCGGGCAGCAGGAAAGUUCUGCGGUAGCAGAUGGGGCAGGGAAGGGAAGGUGUUGCGGCGGGGAUGCAGGGGAGUUGGAAGGAGAGGAGGGAGGAGAGGGAGGCGAGGGAGGGGAUAGAAUGGGAGGAAUAGAAGCGGGAUGGGGGGCUGCAUUGGGCACGACGCGAGUGGCACGGUCAGGGGAAAGGUGGGCGGUGAAGGGCGCAGAGGGCAGCGUGCAGGUGCCGUUUGACAUGCGGCGCGUGCAGCAGGUGUGGCGCAGACGAGCUGAGAUACAGGGGAGAGAGGCGAGGGAGGAGAGUGCAGGGAGAGAGGGGAGAAGGGGAGUGGCAGGGAGAGGGAAGGGCGAGGGGCGGAGGAGCUUUGCAGCAGCGUCGGUGGCAGAUGGUGUGAGUAACCCUGCCCACAGCAGUGGUGGAAGGAAGAUUCAGCAUGAGGGGGAGGCCAAGGAGGCGGCAUUGGAGGCGGCAGCGAGGGAGUUAGAGAGACGGUUUGACAAGCGCGACUUUGCUAGCAUGGCUGUGAUUGGCCAGUUCAACCUUGGGUUCAUCAUUGGACGGCUGGGAUCUGAUCUCUUCAUCGUGGACCAGCAUGCGUCGGACGAGAAGUUCAACUUUGAGCGCCUCAUGCGAUGCACCGUGCUCAACAAGCAGCCGCUGCUCGUGCCUCAACGGCUGGAUCUGUCACCAGCAGAAGAAGUGAUUGUGUCAGCACACAUGCCCACAUUCAGAUCCAACGGCUUCCAUUUCUCCGUGGAUGAGAGUGCUCCAUCUGGCCGUCGGUUCCGCCUCUCUGCCGUUCCUUUCUCGAAGAACAUCGUAUUUGGUGCUUCGGAUGUGUGCGAGCUCAUUUCAAUGCUAGCAGAUGCGCCCCUGCCUGACCCAGAAUCUGCUGCUGGCGCUGCCUCUGUCCCUGAUGCUAUCUGCUGGCAUGCAACCACUGCCACAAAACAUGCAAAGGGUGCUGCAUCUGGUGGCGGAAACCACCAAGAAGCUUCUCUGCAUGAUAACUCAGCAAGCUCACCACAAGCAAGGCGCAGUGAGAUUAACAACGCGAGCAGCACGGCUGGGGGUGCUUCUCCACGGGACAGGAAGUCUGGAGCUGCAGCGGUACCAGCGACAUCACCAUCGGCAUCGCCAUCAACGGUUGUGGCGGUGCGGCCAUCACGGGUGCGGGCCGUGCUGGCUUCAAGGGCGUGCAGGAGCUCCGUGAUGAUUGGCACGGCACUCAGCCAGGCGCAGAUGAGCAAGGUAUGA